Messenger RNA from Suillus plorans, 261 nucleotides. RefSeq lists its product as uncharacterized. The record is from RefSeq and is a predicted model, not a curated record. NCBI's taxonomy places the organism in Eukaryota, Fungi, Basidiomycota, Agaricomycetes, Boletales, Suillaceae. The annotation marks the transcript as partial. The transcript has a single exon.
AUCAGCCUGGCCAACAUCUACAUGGCCAUGCAACUCAAAUUAUCUUCAAACACUUUCCUUCUCACUGUCCUACUCCCAGUCUCAAAAUUUGUUCACAAGAACAAACGAAUGAGAGGCAUAUUGCAGGAUUGGCUUGUUCAUCAUUUCUUGAACGUCAUGCUAACACCGUUGAAGUUGGCUGCUCAAAAUAGCAUCAUGCUGUCAGAUCCCAUUGGUCACCGUCAUUACUGCUUUACUGUACUCACUAGUUAUAUCACAGAC